AUGGGAGCGGAGAAGAGGCUGCUGUCCAUCAAGGAGGCCUUCCAGCUGGCGCAGCAGCCGCACCAGAACCAGGCGAAGCUGGUGGUGGCUCUGAGCCGCACCUAUGGCACGAUGGAUGAUAAAACAGUUUUUCACGAGGAGUUCAUUCAUUACCUUAAAUACGCUCUGGUGGUCUAUAAACGGGAACCGGCUGUGGAGAGGGUGGUAGAGUUCACGGCCAAGUUCGCUACUUCCUUUCACCAAUCAGAGAUGGAAACCGAUGAUGACGACGAAGAAGAUGGUGGCAUUUUGAAUUACUUGUUUACUUUUCUCUUAAAGUCUCAUGAAGCAAACAGCAAUGCAGUGAGGUUCCGAGUGUGUCAGCUCAUAAACAAGCUCUUGGGAAGUAUGCCGGAAAAUGCUCAGAUUGAUGAUGAUUUGUUUGAUAAAAUUAAUGGGGCCAUGCUUAUUAGACUGAAAGAUAAAAUCCCAAACGUGAGAAUACAGGCAGUUCUGGCUCUUUCACGACUUCAGGACCCCAAGAGCGACGAGUGCCCAGUGGUUGAUGCAUAUUCUGCUUUGAUUGAAAAUGAUUCAAAUUCAGAAGUGAGGCGAGCGGUGCUGUCAUGUAUUGCACCAUCAGCAAAGACUUUGCCAAAAAUUGUAGGGCGCACCAAGGAUGUGAAGGAGGCUGUCCGAAAGCUGGCUUAUCAGGUUUUAGCUGAAAAGGUUCAUAUGAGAGCUCUGUCCAUUGCUCAGAGAGUACUGCUUCUUCAACAAGGUCUUAAUGACAGAUCAGAUGCCGUGAAACAAGCGACACAGAAGCAUCUUCUCCAAGGCUGGCUGCGUUUCACUGAAGGGGACGUUUUAGUGUUACUUCAUCGGUUGGAUGUGGAGAACUCUCCUGAAGUGGCUGUGUGUGUCCUCAGCGCCUUGUUUUCAGUGAUUCCUCUUGCUGAUCUAGUGGAGGUCUGUAGGAACGAAGAUAACAAGAAAUUAAUUCCAGUAGAAACAUUAACUCCUGAACUUGCAUUGUAUUGGCGUGUCCUUUGUGAACAUUUAAAAUCGAAAGGAGAUGAAGGUGAAGAAUUUUUAGAGAAAAUUCUGCCAGAGCCCGUUAUAUAUGCAGAAUAUUUACAAAGUUAUAUUCAGAGCAUUCCAGUUGUUAAUGAGGAACAGAGAAGUGAUUUUACAUACAUUGGAAAUUUGCUGACGAAAGAGUUUAUUGGUCAACAAUUGAUUCUGAUUAUCAAGUCUUUGGAUACCAAUGAGGAAGGCGGAAGGAAACGACUGCUGGCUCUCUUACAGGAGAUUCUUACUUCACCUUCAACUCCAAUUUCCCUCGUUUCUUUUCUGGUGGAGAGACUACUCCACAUCAUUACAGAUGAUAAUAAGAGGACACAAAUUGUUACAGAAAUUAUCUCAGAGAUUCGAGCACCCAUUGUGACUGUUGGUGUUGAAGAUUUAGCUGAAACAAGAAAGAAAGAACUAAAGAUAGCUGAAAUAAAAGUUAAAAUUAUUGAAGCAAAAGAUUCUUUGGAACACUGCAUUACCAUACAGGAUUUCGAUCAGGCAUCAAAACUAAAAGAAGAAAUAAAAGCAUUAGAAGAAGCCAAAACAAGCUUGUUGAAAGAGACUGAGCAACUUGAAAUUAAAGAAGUCCACAUAGAGAAGGAUGAUUUGGAAACAUUACAGAAGUGUCUUGUCUUGUGUUAUGAACUAUUGAAGCAAAUAUCCAUUUCAACAGGUAUAAGUGCAACCGUGAACGGAAUCAUUGAAUCUUUGAUUCUCCCUGGAAUAAUUAGUAUUCAUCCUAUAAUAAGAAAUUUAGCUGUUUUAUGCUUGGGAUGCUGUGGACUACAGAAUCAGGAAUUUGCUCGUAAACACUUUGUAUUACUUCUGCAGGUUUUGCGAAUUGAUGAAGUCACAGUGAAAAUCAGUGCUUUAAAGGCGAUCUUUGACCAACUGAUGAUGUUUGGAAUGGAACCAUUUAAAGUAAAAAAAUGCACUGAUCCUCAAAGUGAAAGCCCAGAAAUAAACAGUGAUGAUGAAAAGCAGGACUUACGAGACGCUAAGGAAGAGACAGAAGUGGCCAAGAGUGUCCUGAAACUUCUCUCCGAUUUCUUGGACGACGAGGUGUCUGAGCUCAGAACGGGCGCUGCGGAAGGACUCGCCAAGCUGAUGUUCUCUGGGCUUCUGGUCAGCAGCAAAAUCCUUUCCCGUCUCAUCUUGCUCUGGUACAAUCCGUUGACUGAAGAGGAUGUUCGGCUUCGCCAUUGCCUGGGAGUCUUCUUCCCCAUGUUUGCUUACGCAAGCAGGGCCAAUCAAGAAUGCUUUGAAGAAGCUUUUUUCCCGACUUUGCAAACCCUGGCCAAUGCCCCUGCAUCUUCUCCGUUAGCCGACGUAGACAUGCUUAAUGUUGCCGAUUUACUCGUAGACUUAACCAGACCGAGCGGGUUAAAUCCUCAGACCAAGGAUGCCCAGGACUAUCAGGCUUUGACAGUACAUGACAAUUUGGCUAUGAAACUCUGCAAUGAGAUCUUAGCCAAUCCUUGUUCACCAGAAAUCCGGGUCUACACAAAAGCCUUGAGUUCCUUAGAGCUCAGUACCUCUUCUGUGAAAGACUUUCUGAGUCUCCUGAAUGAGAUCCUGGAGCAAGUAAAAGAUAGGCUGUGUCUGAGAGCUUUGGAGAAAAUGAAGGUGCAGUUGGAAAAAGGAAGUAAAGAACGUGCGGACCACGCAGGAGCCGCACAGGAUGCCAGCUCAGAGCCUGUGAUUCCCGGCGAGGACGGAAAGAAUAAGGAUUUGUAUAUGACUCCCGUCAGGGUUAUAAAAACAACUCCAGCCCCACAGUCCACCGUGCAAAAGACUAACAGAGGACGUAGAAGAGUUACAGCGUCGGUGAGGGCGAGCAGAAGGCGCCCUACAGCCAAGACUGACUCUGACAGUGACGGUGAAGCUCCGGAGUCAGAAAUGAGGGUGAGGCUGCCGAGACGCGCCAAGACGGCCGCGCUGGAGAAGAGCAAGGUGAACCUCGCCCAGAUCCUCACCGACGAGAGCUGUUGA
Elephantulus edwardii (Cape elephant shrew) is the source of this 3045-nucleotide messenger RNA. It is a transcript of the gene NCAPG, whose product is annotated as non-SMC condensin I complex, subunit G. The transcript has 21 exons. The record is from RefSeq and is a predicted model, not a curated record. Gene Ontology annotation, biological process: mitotic chromosome condensation. Bases 1 to 3045 code for a protein of 1014 amino acids. Gene Ontology annotation, cellular component: cytoplasm; condensed chromosome; condensin complex. NCBI's taxonomy places the organism in Eukaryota, Metazoa, Chordata, Mammalia, Macroscelidea, Macroscelididae.